This is a messenger RNA of Motacilla alba alba, 3062 nucleotides long. RefSeq names its product F-box and leucine rich repeat protein 4 (gene FBXL4). The transcript has 9 exons. Gene Ontology annotation, cellular component: SCF ubiquitin ligase complex. The record is from RefSeq and is a predicted model, not a curated record. Gene Ontology annotation, molecular function: protein binding. NCBI's taxonomy places the organism in Eukaryota, Metazoa, Chordata, Aves, Passeriformes, Motacillidae. The coding region runs from base 537 to 2399 and encodes 620 amino acids. Gene Ontology annotation, biological process: SCF-dependent proteasomal ubiquitin-dependent protein catabolic process.
CCUGCAGCAGCUCCGGUGUGGGGCCGGCCCUGCGCGGCGGGUGCGGGCGGCCGCGGGCGUGCGCUCCCCGUCCGCCCGCCCAGGGCAGGCUGGCGGGGCCGGGCCGGGCCGGGCCGGGCCGGUGCUGCUGUCGGGGAGGGGACGCGGAAGGCAGCGGCGGCACCGGGCAGUCCCACCGCACCUGCCCGCCGCUGUCCCUAGGCCUCGGCGGGAGCUGCCCUCCCCCGGGGAAGGGAACUGCCCCUGCCGGUAGAGAGCGCGGGCGCCCAAGGAGUGGGAAGGGAAUUAAAAUGCUUUCUAUGGGGACUUCUGCUUCUGAUGCCAGGACUCUUUUGAAGACCUCGUUUAUUGCAUGGUUUAAAGGAAGAUGAUGUUGUUAGUGAAUUCUGAGCAUCCUUUGGAAGGCUGAUGACCCUUCUGUUGUUGGUGUGUGCUGUCAUGGACAGCUUCAAACGCUCUUUUCCAAAACACCACAGGCAGUUAAUGCAACUUAUAAAGGACUCCUGACUUCUUGCAUCUUCCUAAGUCCUAUCUAGAUGCCACCAGUGUUUCCCAUGUUAACAGUUCUGAGCAUGUUUUACUACAUGUGCCUUCGGCGCCGAGCUAGGACAGCGACGAGAGGAGAAAUGAACAGUCGGAGGGCUAUUGAAUCGAACACCCGAGCCUUACCUAUCAACGUUGAAAUAGUUCAGUAUGCCAAAGAAGUGUUGGAUUUCAGCUCUCACUACGGCAGUGAGAACAGCAUGUCCUAUACCAUGUGGAAUUUAGCGGGGAUUCCCAACGUGUACCCUAGUUCUGGUGACUUUACCCAGACUGCUGUCUUUCGAACUUACGGCACCUGGUGGGAUCGCUGCCCGAGCGCUCGGCUGCCUUUCAAGAGGACACCAUCCACCUUCUGUAGCCAAGACUAUGUGGAACUUGCUUUUGAAGAACCAGUUUAUCCCACGGCAGUGCACAUUCUGGAAACCUAUCACCCUGGAGCUGUAGUCAGGAUUUUGGCAUGCUCUGCAAAUCCUUACUCACAAAAUCCACCAGCUGAAGUAAGAUGGGAAAUACUUUGGUCUGAGGCACCUACAAAGGUGAAUGGUCCUCAGGCUCGGCAGUUCACACCUUGUAUCAAACAGAUAAACUUUCCCACAAACUUAAUCCGACUGGAAGUGAACAGCUCCCUUCUGGACUAUUACACUGAAUUGGAUGCAGUAGUACUACACGGUGUGAAAGAGAGGCCUGUGCUUUCACUUAAGACUUCAAUGAUUGAUAUGAAUGAUAUAGAUGAAGAUGAGGAUGAAGAAAAAUUCGCCUGUGGAAUGGACACCCUUAAUAAACAGUUCAGCAUUGUUACCCUCAGGGAAUGGCCAACUAAUGGAUAUUUUGAUAAACUGCCUUAUGAGCUCAUCCAGUUGAUUUUGAGUCACCUUACAGUACCAGACCUGUGUAGACUAGCACAAACUUGUAAGCUACUGUAUCAACAUUGCUGUGACCCUCUACAGUACAUUCAUCUCAGUUUACAACCUUACUGGGCAAGGAUUAAUGACACAUCCCUGGAGUACCUACAGUCUCGCUGCACUCUCAUCCAGUGGCUGAAUUUAUCUUGGACUGGAAACAGGGGAGCCAUCUCUGUUUCUGGAUUUAGCAGGUUCCUGAAAGUCUGUGGCUCUGAACUAGUACGUCUUGAGUUGUCUUGUGGCCAUUUCCUCAAUGAAACAUGCUUGGAGGUCAUCACUGAAAUGUGUCCAAAUCUUCAGGAAUUAAAUCUCUCAUCAUGUGAUAAAAUACCACCUCAGGCUUUCAACCACAUAGCCAAAGUGGGCAGCCUAAAGCGCCUCAUUCUCUACAGAACGAAAGUGGAGCAAACAGCCCUGCUCAGUAUUUUGAACUUCUGCUCGGAGCUGCAGCACCUCAGCCUGGGCAGCUGCGUCAUGAUUGAAGACUAUGACCUUAUAGCAAGCAUGAUGGGAGCAAAAUGCAAAAAGCUUCGCAGUCUGGAUUUGUGGAGAUGUAAAAACAUAACUGAAAGUGGGAUCGCGGAAUUGGCUUCAGGCUGCCAGCUUUUGGAAGAACUUGAUCUUGGUUGGUGUCCUACACUCCAGAGCAGUACAGGCUGCUUCACAAACCUUGCGCGCAAACUCCCGAAUUUGCAGAAGCUCUUUCUGACGGCCAACAGGUCUGUGUGUGACACAGACAUCGAGGAGCUCGCUGCCAACUGCACGCACUUACGGCAGCUGGAUAUAUUGGGAACGAGGAUGGUGAGCCCUGCAUCUUUAAGAAAAUUGCUGGAGUCUUGUAAAGAUCUUUCUUUACUUGAUGUGUCCUUCUGUUCACAGAUCGAUAAUAGAGUUGUGCUAGAACUGAAUGCCAACUUUCCUAAUGUGUUCAUAAAAAAGAGUUUCACCCAGUGACUCUCUACAUAUGCUGCUGUGGAACUCGUUUGACAGAGUUGUUUUCCUGUAAAUUUGUGCUGAUAUUUUUUUUUUUAAGGAGAAUAUAAAUCUGCUAUAAAAUAGUGGAAACUAUUAAUUACCUACACAAAUGGGUAAAAUACAUUUAAAUGUAUUAUGUUUCUUUAAGUUGAUAUUGUACCUGAGAAUUAUUUUGCUCUGUUAAUUGGUGGCACUGCAUGUUUUUAAAUACUAGCCAUAUGUCUGGCUUUAAUGAGAAGCAAAUGAAUAUCUUCUUAAAUGUCCCUUCACAGGGUGUUAUACACAAUAUGCUAUGUUAAUAUCCAGGUGAAAGGAGAAGUUCAAUAUUUAUCAGUAAGGAAAAUAUGGGUGCUUCCUUUUCAUGUAUUUGUGUGUGUAUAUAUAAAUGUAUACAUAUGUAUUUGUAUAUACAUACACAGAUACUGUAGCAUUCUAGUUUGGCCUGCAGCAUAAGAUUUUAUGAUCUGGCCUGUAGUUAGUUAUUUGAAAACCAGUUUAAGUGUGUAUAAGAACAGAUAGAAAAGGCACUUUGUCUUCUUCGAGUUUUGGCAAUGAAUUGUAUCUGAUAGUUUUCUCCCUUCCUUCACCUGAAAUAGAUGUAGUUAUGUUUUACAGUCCAGCCUAAGCAGCACAACAGAUAAA